ACAUCCUUUCUCACCCCUAAAAUCAUUGAAUACAAUUGCCAACAACGAUAAUGCCGACUUCUGCCAUCACCCACCACCUCCUCCUCGUCCUCCUGUCCCUCCUCCUUGUCUGUCCUUCGCUUUCGAAAGAUGACAAGUGCCACAUGGAGGACAAGAGAGUCCUUCUCAAGAUAAAUAAGGCCCUGAGCAACGGCCAUGACUUGUGGACUCUUGACCUGGAUUGCUGCUCGUGGCACGGCGUGACAUGUGAUGACACCACCAACCGUGUCACUGCCCUUGCCUUCCUCCAAAUAGACCUCCCUGGUCGAAUCCCUGAGGCCAUUGGUGACUUCCCUUACCUCCAGACCAUAAUCUUCCACAAAGUGACCAAUCUCUCCGGCCCCAUCCCUUACUCCAUCACCAAGCUCAAGUACCUAAAUUUUUUGGAUAUCAGCUGGGUCAAUCUCACUGGCACUAUCCCCGGUUACCUUGGCCAGCUCAAGAACCUCACUUAUCUGAACUUAUCCUACAACAACCUCACGGGUCCUAUUCCGAGCUCGCUCUCACAGAUCCCAAAACUUGGCUACAUUAACCUGAGCAGGAACAAGCUCACUGGGACAAUCCCAGCCUCAUUGGCGAACCUGAAAGGCAACAGCCUCUACCUGAUCCUGUCCCAUAACCAGCUCUCUGGUGAGGUCCCUGCCUCUUUUGGGGAGAUCGACUUCAGGAACAUCGACCUCUCUCGGAACAACCUCCAAGGUGACAUAUACAUGCUGUUUGGGUACAAAAAGACCACAGAAAGCAUGGAUUUCUCGAGGAACAUGUUCGAGUUUGACAUGUCGAAGCUUCAGAUACAUAAGAGCUUGGCAUUUUUUGACAUCAACCAUAACAAGAUUCACGGGAGCAUACCAACGGUGAUGACUGAGUUGGAGUUGCAGUCCUUCAAUGUGAGCUAUAAUAGGCUCUGCGGGCAGAUUCCUCAAGGGGGGACGCUACAGACUCGGUUCGAUUACUCUGCUUACUUCCACAACCGGUGCUUGUGCGGUGCUCCCCUCAAUGUAACCUGCAAGUGAACCGGCACAGUUCAACCAGUUCUGAAUUAAGUCUCUGUGCCGCGUCAGACAGCAACAGCAUAUAUAACUGAGGCAUAUCAUUUUAAGCGGGUAAAAAUAUAAACUAUUGCCUGCAA
Punica granatum (pomegranate) is the source of this 1168-nucleotide messenger RNA. The record is from RefSeq and is a predicted model, not a curated record. NCBI's taxonomy places the organism in Eukaryota, Viridiplantae, Streptophyta, Magnoliopsida, Myrtales, Lythraceae.